Molecule: messenger RNA, 9374 nt
Organism: Pteropus alecto (black flying fox)
Lineage: Eukaryota; Metazoa; Chordata; Mammalia; Chiroptera; Pteropodidae
Gene: RASAL2
Product: RAS protein activator like 2
Exons: 18
Coding region: 86-3949 (1287 amino acids)
Biological process (GO): regulation of GTPase activity
Source: RefSeq, a predicted model, not a curated record
CCGUCGACGGAGGUGAGCCGCGUCCGCGCCGGCCGCCGCUCGGGUGCACGCCGCCGCCGCCGCCGCCUCGUCCCUCCGGCGCACCAUGGAGCUCUCCCCGUCGUCCGGAGGAGCCGCGGAGGCGCUAUCCUGGCCGGAGAUGUUCCCGCGACUGGAGUCCGACUCGCCGCUGCCCCCGGAGGACCUGGACGCGGUUGUCCCCGUCAGCGGCGCCGUGGCUGGUGGCAUGUUGGACCGCAUUCUUCUGGAGUCAGUGUGCCAGCAACAGAGCUGGGUCCGGGUGUACGAUGUGAAAGGGCCACCUACCCACCGUCUGUCAUGUGGCCAGUCACCCUACACUGAGACGACAGCGUGGGAGCGGAAGUACUGCAUCCUCACAGACAGCCAGCUGGUGUUGCUCAACAAGGAGAAGGAGAUGCCUGUGGAGGGAGGACAGGAGCAGCAGACAGAUUCCACCAAAGGGCGAUGCCUGAGGAGAACUGUCAGUGUCCCUUCCGAGGGUCAGUUUCCUGAGUACCCACCAGAGGGCGCCGCUAAACUGGAAGUGCCGGCAGAAAGGUCUCCCCGCAGACGGAGCAUCUCAGGGACCAGCACAUCAGAGAAGCCCAACUCCAUGGACACUGCAAACACCUCACCCUUCAAAGUACCAGGGUUCUUCAGCAAGCGCCUGAAAGGCUCCAUCAAGAGGACCAAAAGCCAGUCAAAGCUCGACAGAAACACGAGCUUUCGGCUUCCAUCCCUUCGCAAUACGGACGACAGGUCUCGUGGGCUGCCUAAACUCAAGGAGUCGCGCUCCCACGAGUCCUUGCUGAGCCCAUGCAGUGCAGUGGAGUGUCUGGAUCUUGGGAGAGGGGAGCCUGUAUCCGUGAAACCACUCCAUAGUAGCAUCCUCGGACAGGACUUCUGCUUUGAGGUUACCUACCUAAGUGGAAGUAAAUGCUUUAGCUGUAACUCCGCUUCAGAGAGAGAUAAGUGGAUGGAAAACCUUCGCAGGACAGUUCAACCAAAUAAGGACAAUUGCAGACGGGCUGAAAAUGUUCUCCGUUUAUGGAUCAUUGAAGCCAAGGACCUUGCCCCUAAAAAGAAAUAUUUCUGUGAACUGUGCCUUGACGAUACCCUCUUUGCUCGUACAACCAGCAAGACCAAAGCAGACAAUAUUUUCUGGGGCGAACAUUUUGAAUUCUACAGCCUUCCACCUCUUCAUAGCGUCACAGUUCACAUUUAUAAAGAUGUGGAAAAAAAGAAGAAAAAGGACAAGAAUAAUUACGUAGGGCUGGUCAACAUCCCCACUGCCAGUGUGACUGGUCGCCAGUUUGUAGAAAAGUGGUACCCAGUGAGCACGCCCACCCCUAACAAAGGGAAGGCAGGAGGACCUUCUAUUCGGAUUAAAUCGCGUUUCCAAACUAUCACCAUUCUGCCUAUGGAGCAAUACAAAGAAUUUGCAGAAUUUGUCACCAGCAACUACACCAUGCUGUGUUCUGUCCUUGAACCAGUAAUUAGUGUGAGGAAUAAGGAGGAGUUGGCUUGCGCCCUCGUGCACAUUCUUCAGAGUACCGGCAGAGCCAAGGACUUUCUGACCGACUUGGUGAUGUCUGAGGUGGACCGUUGUGGAGAGCAUGACGUCUUGAUCUUCAGAGAGAACACCAUCGCCACCAAGUCCAUUGAGGAGUACCUCAAGCUGGUGGGGCAGCAGUACCUUCAUGAUGCGUUGGGAGAGUUCAUCAAAGCUUUGUAUGAGUCAGAUGAGAACUGCGAAGUGGAUCCCAGCAAAUGUUCGACCAGUGAACUGAUGGACCAUCAGAGCAACCUGAAGAUGUGCUGCGAGCUGGCUUUCUGCAAGAUCAUCAACUCCUACUGUGUUUUCCCUCGUGAGCUGAAAGAAGUGUUUGCAUCAUGGAAGCAGCAGUGCCUGAACCGCGGCAAGCAAGACAUCAGCGAGCGGCUCAUCAGUGCCUCACUGUUUCUCCGUUUCCUGUGCCCAGCCAUCAUGUCACCCAGCCUUUUCAACCUGAUGCAGGAGUAUCCUGAUGACCGCACGUCUCGGACUCUGACUCUCAUUGCCAAGGUCAUUCAAAAUUUGGCUAACUUUGCCAAAUUCGGUAACAAAGAAGAAUACAUGGCAUUCAUGAACGAUUUUUUAGAACAUGAAUGGGGCGGAAUGAAACGCUUUCUUCUGGAGAUCUCUAAUCCAGACACCAUCUCCAACACCCCAGGCUUUGAUGGGUACAUCGACCUGGGCCGGGAGCUUUCCGUUCUGCAUUCCCUACUGUGGGAAGUAGUUUCCCAGCUCGAUAAGGGUGAAAAUUCCUUCCUACAGGCGACCGUGGCAAAACUGGGACCUCUGCCUCGCGUUCUAGCCGAUAUUACCAGGUCUCUGACUAACCCCACACCAGUACAGCAGCAGCUGAGGCGCCUCGCUGAGCACAACUCCAGCCCCAAUGUCAGUGGAAGCCUCUCCUCUGGGCUGCAGAAAAUAUUUGAAGAUCCCACUGACAGCGAUGUGCAUAAACUGAAGUCCCCAAGCCAAGACAACACAGAUAGCUAUUUCCGAGGGAAGACAUUGUUGCUGGUUCAGCAAUCCUCCUCCCAGAGCAUGACUUAUUCUGAGAAGGACGAAAAGGAAGGGAGCCUGCCUAACGGCCGGAGCGUCUCCCUCAUGGACCUCCAGGACACCCACGCUGCUCAGGUGGAGCACGCAUCCAUCAUGCUCGAUGUGCCUAUGCGCUUGACCGGAAGCCAGCUCUCCAUAACCCAGGUGGCCAGCAUCAAACAACUGCGGGAAACCCAGAGCACCCCCCAGAGUGCACCCCAAGUGAGAAGGCCCCUGCACCCAGCCUUGAACCAGCCAGGCAGCCUCCAGCCCUUGUCAUUCCAGAACCCUGUCUACCACCUCAGUAACCCCAUGCCAGCAAUGCCAAAGGCCUCUGUGGAUUCCAGUUUGGAGAACCUAAGCACUGCCAGCUCCAGAAGCCAAAGUAACAGUGAGGACUUCAAGCUCAGUGGACCCAGCAAUAGCAGCAUGGAAGAUUUCACCAAACGCAGCACUCAGAGCGAGGACUUCUCCCGGCGGCACACCGUGCCGGACAGACACAUACCUCUUGCUCUGCCACGGCAAAACAGUACGGGGCAGGCCCAGAUCCGGAAAGUGGACCAAGCCGGGCUGGGUGCCCGAGCCAAAGCCCCGCCGUCCCUGCCACACAGUGCGUCCUUACGUAGCACGGGGAGCAUGUCGGUGGCCUCUGCAGCCCUGGUGGCCGAACCUGUGCAGAAUGGCAGCCGGUCCCGGCAGCAGUCCUCGUCCUCCAGAGAGAGUCCUGUCCCCAAAGUGAGAGCGAUCCAGAGGCAGCAGACGCAGCAGGUUCAGUCACCUGUGGACUCUGCCACAAUGUCCCCAGUAGAGAGGACAGCAGCCUGGGUUCUGAACAAUGGGCAAUAUGAAGAGGAUGUGGAAGAAACGGAGCAAAAUCCAGAUGAAGCCAAGCACGCCGAGAAGUACGAGCAGGAAAUCGCGAAGCUGAAGGAGCGCCUGCGCGUGUCCAGCCGGCGGCUGGAGGAGUACGAGCGGCGGCUGCUGGUGCAGGAGCAGCAGAUGCAGAAGCUGCUGCUGGAGUACAAGGCCCGGCUGGAGGACAGCGAGGAGCGGCUCCGCAGGCAGCAGGAGGAGAAGGACAGCCAGAUGAAGAGCAUCAUCAGCAGGCUAAUGGCCGUGGAAGAGGAAUUGAAGAAGGACCAUGCUGAGAUGCAAGCAGUUAUUGAUGCAAAGCAGAAAAUAAUUGAUGCACAGGAAAAACGGAUCGUGUCCCUGGAUUCGGCCAACACCAGACUGAUGAGCGCGCUGACGCAGGUGAAGGAGCGGUACAGCACGCAGGUCCGCAACGGCCUCUCCCCCACCAACCCCACCAAGCUGUCCAUCACGGAGAAUGGUGAAUUCAAAAACAGCAGCUGCUGACGGGCUUCGACCAGACAGGCUGCAGGGGACCGCAGGGGACCUCGCGCGCUCCUGCCCCGCCCUUGCCCGGCCCGCGGCUUCAGAACAGCGCUGCGGAGAGAAGGCUCGAAGGAGGAAAAGAAUCUUGUCUUUCAGGGCACAAGGCUAAGACCUCCCAGGUCGACGCUUUCCCCCAUGUCUCUAUGUACAUAGGGAACUUAGUUCUGGGCCAUGUACAGAAAAUACCACUGUAAUAUACCAAAAGGAAGUUAAUAAUGUAGAUUGCCUUUUUAAUUAUUGCUAUUUUUAUUAUUGUUUUCCUCUUGUUGAAAGCACUGCAGUUGUUAGAGGAGGAAGGUAGGAACUAAGUGUGAGUGAGAAAUGAGCCCAGGGUUCAGUAGGUAGAAACCACGUGUCUGUGUGUCUGUCUGUCUGGUAGAAGCGCACAGCGUGCAAUAGGACAUUGUCAGAAGAGUUUUUCAGGGAUUCAUCUGCCAGUUGAGAAACUCCACUCCUGCUCCCUUGUCCUUUAGGAAAACAUGCAGAUACAAAGGUCCAAACAAAACAUUCGUCCCGUUGAUCAGCCAAGACUGGAUUUGGACAGACAGCUAAUCCGAUUUGCGGAUAUGCUGUUUCAGAGGGCAGAUGAGAGCUCUUGCAUCAACACUGGACUUUAGGACUGAUUUCUGUUAAACCCCCGUUGAUGUUUAUUUCCUUCUGUCUGUAGCAGAUGGGAAUUUUCCAUUUUAGGUAGGGGGCUUUUUUUUUUUUACCCUAGUUGUAAUAAAGGGCGUUUUUUUUUCCCCCCUCUUUAGAGUUUACAAAACUAUAAAUAUUUGUGUCUCUACAUACUGUCUUCACCUUCACAAACCCACUGCCCUUUCCUCCCCCACGGUGGGGGCGGCAUCUCACCUGGAGAAGCAAUUCAAAUACGCUGUCCAUCACCCAUCCGAAACAAACACCCUUCCGUGCAGAAAAGGGCUAACCAUACCGUAGCAGGAAUCUCUGACUAUUUCCUAUUUAAAGAAAGAAAAAAACAUUUUCUAUUUGUAAGUACUAGCAUAUCUCUGGGCAGGGUCAUUUUAUCUGAAUCUUUAACUUUUAAAUUGCUUCUUUCUCUACUCCCCUGAGUACAAUUUGGAAAGGAAAUCUGGAGCAUCACUCUCUUAAAAGUGAUGACGACUCUUGUACAAAAGAAAAGUGGAAGAGUGAAGACAGCACGUCCCGUUGCUUUUUCCCGUGCUCUUAGGUUUGUCGAUAAUGACCCAAUGUCACCAGUUGUCAUCCUUGGCUUUAUUGUAGGACAGAAAAAGUCGUGGGAGCUAAUUUAUUUUCUUUUUCCCGAAGGUGUGAAAUGUCAUCUUGAAUGCAAGCUUUAUUAUCAGAAGUAUGGAAUGUUAUGUGUUAGGACAAUACAUAUACAAAUAUAUAUACACAUAUCUAGUCACACGUGUACAUAUAACCGCACAAAUAGGAAAAGUUCAUGCCUUCUAUGCUGUCAGAUAUAAUGUUAAAAGGGUUUUGAAUCUUUUAAGCAAGAUAGAAGUCGUCGUUUAUAUUGAGAAAGGACAUUUCUCAAAAAAGGUAAUGAUGUUUAUUUUAAAUUAUAAAUUUGAGGAAAUUUUAUAAAAGGAAAAGCAGAGAGGAAAAAAGAAGACCUGGGGGAGUCGCAGGCGCGGAGCGAGUGUUUCUACCUGACAGAACCUGGGAAGGGAACAAGAGAGCAGAGCGUUUACCUGUCGUGUCCUCCCUUGAGCAAAGCCCCGACAGGGGCACCAAGCACCCCAUUUCCCCGCACCCCAGCUCGCAUUCCGGCCUCUGGGGCGCUCUCCUCUCUCAGAUGGGUCUUUGUGUUGGACCCUGCGUCUCAGCAACCUCACUGUGGCUCCCCCAUCCGUGACCUUUUAAAACAUUUCCCUUCGUAACCCUCCCGUUUCUGCCGGUCAGAGAUGUAAAGCAGGACCUGCUCAUGUUGCUUAGCCGAGCCGCAGCCUUCAUGCCCACGUGUUUUAGCACUUGUGUAUUUUCUUGACCCUCAGUAGUUAUUUUACAAAUUCUAUCCCUCUCCUCCAAGCUGAGGGCACACUGUGGUCAAAAUCACUUACUUUAAUAGAAAAAAAAUGACCAAUUCUGAGGUAGUGGGAGGGGAAAAUGCAAACGUAGAUCUGCUCUUGUCUCCGGUCUAGCCAGGUCUUAUCCAUCCGUUGUGCUGCAGAGAACAUGGAAGAGAAUUGUCAGUCCCAGUGGUGUUAAGUAGGUAACGUGGGUGGCGGCUUGCCCUGCGGUUUAGAUUAGAAGAGCUCAGGUGUUGGUCGUGGAUUACAGAGGGCUCGUCAGCUCACCUGUACUGGGCGUCGGGGAGACAAAACAUCACGUUUUUGAUGGAUGCAGUGUAUCUCGUUGGCGUGUGGGAGCGCCGUAGAGCUGCCUACUUUGGAAGAUGAAAUGCCCCCAAAUGUUUGGCUAGACUGUGCAGCCCUCUGUAUCAGGGUAUCUUGAAUGAAGAGGAGAGAGUAAAAGAAAAAUUAUAAAGUGAGAAGCUGAAAGUUCAGAGUUAUUGCCAGAUUAACUUUUAGAUUAUCCUUUGAGCCUAUUUCUAUCCAAAUAUUUUUCUGAGGUUUUAUUGUGUGUGUGUGUGUGUGUGUGUGUGUGUGUGUGUGUUGUGUGUGUGUGUGUAAAAAGGCAGCAACAGCUGAUAAUUUUUAUGGAGGUAUUCCUUAAUUGGCUUUUCUUCAGCCCAAAUAGGUACAGACUUCUGCUGGGAGGAAGGACAUGGUCGAAGAAACGGGUGAAUUAAGAUGGCUGCCGACAUGUCACCCGACGCGUCACCACAUUGUGGGGCGCGGCAUAGACCCGGGCCAAGUAGAAUUUAGACUUCAGGAGAAGUGCUUGCUUGCUAAGUGCUCGUCUAGCUGACGAGCAGACUCGGCCAUUAUCAAGGACAAUGUCGGUAAGAUUUAGGAAAAAGCUUCAUGUUCCCCUUUGGUAUCACUGGAGCAAUAAGCAUCCUGGGCUGAAGCAGCAGAGGGAGUUACAUUUCCAUCAGGUCAUCACGUUCCCUGAGUCUCUGCAAUUCGAGCCUGACCGACGGGAGGUUAUAUGUAACUAGGUCACUGGAAUGGACACUGGAGCAGUACUGUGUCCCAGGCUGUCACCUAGGGCGGUCUUUGGUGAGGGGAAUGUGGGGAUGAGGUGAUCACGCUGCUGCGGCUUUGCGCGUUUUGCACUUGGUGCCGAGGUGGUCAGACGAGCUUUCCGUGGUCCGCUUCCACCUUUACCUGCGAUGGUGUCGAACAGCGCGAGAAAAAGUAGCAUUUCUGUCUGUGACUGUCGUGUGUCCGGGAGAGGUAGCUUGACUUAAGUAAAGCUUUUCACCUCUCCUGUGCCUAUGACCUUUGUUUAUGGGUCUGUUUAUGACUCUCACGCUGUCCUCAGAGGGCCACCUAGUUGGGAACAGUUCUUAACAUGGAAGUCCCAGAACGAGACGAUUGCCAUCGAGUGCAUCUGCUCUGGUGUUUCUCUUGCUUUCCAUCCACGUCUAGUUCUGGUCAUCUCCAGUGUGGAGUCCUGUGCAGGCUGGUCGUGGGCCUGAACUCGGGGAAGGAACCCUCUGCAGGAUCCUCCGAGCCCCAGGCUGACACAGGCUAGCCUUGUCACUGGGCCUGAGUCUGCAGCCCCCGCGCCCAGGCCACAGCUCCACAGCAUCUUCAGCCGCCUUUGGAGGCCGCCUUCUCUGCGGACUGUGGAAAGCUAAAAGGGCUUUCCUCGACCUCCUCCUUAACCUUUCCCGAGUCUGGUAGUGACAUCUCCCGCUUGCCCUAGCAGUGAAUAGUUACUUUCCCACCCCUUCCUGGGGGCCAAGAAUUUGGGAUACUUUGUUUUUAUCAAUACAUCGAUUGAAAGGACCUAUUUUACUAGUUUUUUUAAAAGAAGUUACAUUGGCGUGUUGAAUUUUUAAUAGACUCUCUUUUUGUGUUUGAGUGACUGUUAUUAGUUCUAGAAGCAUUCUCUUGUCGUCAUGACCCAGUUCCAAAACUCUAGAGUUUAGGAAAGACAAAAGUGAUGAAAUUUGCAUGAGGUGGAAUAAAUAUCUUAUGAGGCGGGAAAGAACCUGAGGAAGAUAACGUGAUCCAAAAGGGAACUCACGGCCAGCAGCCCCCUCAGCAGUCGGAAAGUUCAAGGCAACGGGGAUUCAUAGCCUUUGCCGGGAGCUCUUAAAAUACAGAGCUGUAUGGAGAGGCAGUUUCUGUAGACAACAUGUCCACACCCGCACAAAACACAGUUCCUAGGGUCUCCUUUUUCUGAAUGUUGAUCUAUCUUAUAGAGCAGUGAUUCCCAAACUUUCUUGGGUGUUUCAGAUUUUAUGCUCUCAUUUGUUAGAUUUUAUGACAGUGGUUCUCUUUUCUUUAAAGUGUACCAUAUGUGUUAUAUGUAUAUAUAAGUUAAAGUAACUUGCAAUUGAUUUGGUUUGACAUUAUCUCAAGACCCUUGGAUAUCAUUAGUGAUACCUUGGGGAGUCAUAGAAAGGAAAUUGAAUCUGAUAUUAGGAUCCAGAAAGUAGUUUUGGUUCCUGAUCAGUUAAUCCUCAGGCGACUGAGUACCCCACGCAGCAGGACUUAGCAAACGCAGUAAGCCACCCAAGGAAAGUAAAAUGGUAGUUUUUGCCCAGAUUUCAGCAUGCAUUUUAAUUUCCUACUCAGUUGUUAUUUUUCAUUCGAAUGCCCUCGUUUUUCAUUUUUCUCUAGGAAAUAUUUUAGUUUCGGACUGAAAACCAGAUUUAUCUGUUGUCGUAAAGAGAUUUCCACAAAAGCUGUGUUUUAGGGACCUCUCUCAUCUGUGUGGGAGUACAAAUAUUUAUGUAAAGAUAUCAUAUUUAUGUCGUUUUACACUCCCAAGGGAAAAUUUCAGUUCUCAGUUCACCGAAAUUGAUUCAGUGACCACUAUCCUGCAGAAAAGUUGAAAUAAAUAGUAAAGGUUAAAUUUUGAAUGGUGCUUAGACAUUUCCUAGUUACACUAAAAUUAACUCAAGCAGAUAGCUGCACAUUAACCUGAAUCACACCUGUGAGGAUUUUACCUUCUAAAUUUGCUUUCGUUUUUCAUCUCCAGGGCCUUAAUAAAAGUGUGUUAAUACACACGACUAUUUUACAAUGAUAGCUCUAAAUAAUUUAUUUUUUAUUUCAAGAAAGAGAAGUACACCUUAGAAAAACAAAACCCAAGAUUUUAUUUUAUUUUUAAAGCCAUAUUUUUGUGCUAGUAGCACUUAGAUUGUUCCAUACGUGAGAUCCAUAUCUGCAUUUCAUUACCUGGGUUUGUUCUAAAGAAGAUUUAUUUUUGUUCUGUGAAUAAUUUUUGAUGGUUCUUGUACAUGUACAGAUAUAGAUAACGUUUGAGGUCUUUUAUUGAUAAUCCUACAAAGAAUACAAAUAAACUUUAACUUUAAACAUUU